AUGCAUGAUCUAGUUGAGAAGGCUCACGCCGAGCUUCUCGUCAAUCCCCAACAGCCAGCAUAUGAUCAGCAAGCUGUUCUCGAUCGGCUGGAUCGAAUCGAGGCAGCAUUGGGAAUCAGAGAAGCCCCGCUACAGUCAGUCUCCGCAACUGAGACGCUAGAGGAUGAGCAGCCCGACUUGUCACCAGUACGAGGACUUUGGAAAGCGCUUGCCCGUCUCAGGACAAUCAGUGGCUCAGUCCCAGAAGACAGAAUCUGGUCAAAACCGGUGGUGAAGCAUUUGUGGGGCGCCUUCCUAGAUAACUUGCCUCUUCUUCACUUUUUAAGGGAUAGGACCAUUUUUGAGCCCCCCACGCCGUUACUUCUAGCGUCUGUGCUCUAUAUUUCUGCGCUGCUCAACAAGGACCCAGAGCUAUCAGCAACGGAAUCUGGCUAUUUCAAUGCGAUGGGCUGUGCAAUAUCUCAACUGGUCAAUCCCUGCUCGCAGAAAGAUGCACACACUGCAAAUGGUACCAUGCAUGGAUCGAUCUCGACGGUUGCGUCACAAGACAGACGAGAUGAAGUGUUCCAUGACAUCCUUGGGCUGAUCAUGGCUAGUCUGAGCUCUGAAGCCUUCAUUGAUUCAACGGGCUCUUGGAUUGCAAUUGCCUACCGGCUUUGGCUUGACCAUUGCCCUUCAGACCGAAGCCCUAACCACUCUGACUGGCGGGCUCUCUUCUGUGGUCUCCAGCUCAUCGAUAUUGAGCAUGCAUCAAUGCAUAUGACGUACCCUGUGUUACCCCGCCAGCCACCAGGAUCCAGUGUGCAGCGAUUGAACACACAUCAUGGUAGUGCAUUUCAGGAUCUCGCUGAUAUGAUGCACUACGGCCUGAGUCACUUUGUUGGCAAGGGGUUGCCAACAAUCUGGUGCUCCAUCAACACCGAUCUUGCCCCAGACACUCCUGUCCUUGAAUCUGAUUUCUCGGCUCAUGAUUCCAAUGUGAUUCGACUUUGGGCGCGCAAACUAGAUGAUUGGCUGGUCCGAUACAAUGGUACAUCCCAACCGAGUCCCUCGGAUCGGCAGGGGAUUCUCAUUCUGCUCCAAUACCACUUACACAAACUCUAUGUGCUUUCUAUAUACUAUCCGGCCCGUGGGUUUAACUUGAGUUCUGCCAAGAUCACCCCAGCAGAGAGACAUGAAUUACUCGUCUCCGCAAGAGCUGUGCUACGUUUACGGCAGGAUGACGCUGGUAUCUGGUCAAACUGGGAUCUGAUUGUGAGAUUUGGAAUCGCAAGUAAAAGACCCUCUGACCAAGUUGAACUGACCUCCUCCCCCUCUCCUCAGAUGAUCACAUGGGCUUCAAUACUCCUACUGCGUGGCGUGGAAGACGGCGUCACACAUCAAGAUGAUCUCAAUUUCAUCCAAGCACAUCUGCAAAGCUUACAACGAAGCCACCCAUCCACAGUGAGCAUCCACACCGUUCUGUCCCAACGACUUGAAUCAAGCAUGCAUGCAAUGCACACGCCUCCAACCGAUAGCUCGGCGCUUGCCUUUCCAGGCCCAUUCGCUGACGACUCCUGGACAAUCUUCGACCAAGAAAUUAUGUCCCUUGCGAAUCCACCAUGGCUAUUCCAAGAAGGAGCAGCUGCUCUUUCGGAUCCGCAGAAGUCUUCAACCUCGGCUCUUCCCGUCGUACAACAGGGUUCAUCUUAUGAGUCUGGUCUGUUGGUGGGCAAUGAUCAGCAAUUUCAUUCUGGGAACCAAUGGGGCAAUGCGGGCCCAUUGCGAGGUUCCAUGCCAUCUUUACUGAAUUGA
Messenger RNA from Penicillium oxalicum, 1794 nucleotides. RefSeq names its product fungal specific transcription factor domain-containing protein. The record is from RefSeq and is a predicted model, not a curated record. Bases 1 to 1794 code for a protein of 597 amino acids. The transcript has 5 exons. NCBI's taxonomy places the organism in Eukaryota, Fungi, Ascomycota, Eurotiomycetes, Eurotiales, Aspergillaceae.